UUAGUGAGUCACUGGUUGGAAAAUGGCAACGUCAUAGAAUUUUUGAAGAAGGAACCGUCCGCGAACCGUUUGAACUUGGUACGUGACGUGGUCAAGGCGUCGGAAUACUUGCACGAUAUAGGUAUUGUCCACGGCGAUUUGAAGGUGAGUACUGUGGACUCGAACAAUGUACUCAUCAACAGCGUUGGCCGAGCAUGUCUAUGCGAUUUUGGGUUGACGUCUGUUUACGCCGAAGUGUCGCUGAAAUCGUCAUCGAGCAACGCCGGCGGGAAUAUGCGCUAUCAGGCACCAGAAUUAUUUUUCGAUGCUCGACUCUCACCAUCAACCGACGUCUACGCCCUA
Punctularia strigosozonata HHB-11173 SS5 is the source of this 342-nucleotide messenger RNA. Its product is annotated as kinase-like protein. The transcript is spliced from 3 exons. Gene Ontology annotation, molecular function: ATP binding; protein kinase activity. Gene Ontology annotation, biological process: protein phosphorylation; signal transduction. NCBI's taxonomy places the organism in Eukaryota, Fungi, Basidiomycota, Agaricomycetes, Corticiales, Punctulariaceae. The record is from RefSeq and is a predicted model, not a curated record. Gene Ontology annotation, cellular component: cytoplasm. The annotation marks the transcript as partial.